AUGUUGUCAAUACCAUCGAGGAUACGAUUAGGCACAUUAUCCCGUCUCUCGCACCGCCUAAUGUCGUCUGUGGCUCUCCCCCUGCAACCACCAACGCCAGACGAGGAGGUGAAGGAGUUCUCGGAACGCACAUCGGACGUUGCAGCCUACUUUGCCAGCCCCCGUUUCAAGGACAUACGACGCCCCUACGAUGCUGCUGCCGUCGCGUCUAAGCAGGGAUCUUUACCGGUGCUACCGAUACCCACGAACCUGCUCGCGGACAAGUUGUUCGGCAUACUCAGCAAGGCAGCUGCCGAGGGGAAGCCCGUACACACUAUGGGUGCCAUCGACCCGAUCCAGAUGACGCAGAUGGCGAAGAACCAGGAGGUGGUGUACAUCUCGGGGUGGGCAGCGUCGAGUGUAUUGACGACUGGGAACAAUGAAGUAGGGCCGGAUCUGGGCGAUUACCCGUAUACGACCGUUCCGAACCAAGUGCAUCGCAUCUUCCGCGCGCAACAGCUACACGACAAGAAACACUAUGACGAACGCAUGUCGGCUACGCCAGAAGAGAGGGCGAAGAUGGAGUACAUAGACUACCUCAGACCCAUCAUUGCUGAUGCUGACACCGGGCAUGGCGGAUUGUCUGCUGUGAUGAAGCUCGUGAAGCUGUUUGUCGAAUCAGGAGCGUCUGCUAUACAUCUCGAAGAUCAACUGCACGGGGGCAAGAAAUGCGGUCAUCUAGCUGGCAAGGUCCUCGUCCCGACGUCGACGCACACCUCCCGCCUGAUCGCCUCGCGCUUCCAAACGGAUCUGAUGCGCUGUCCUAUGCUCCUGAUCGCACGUACGGACUCCGAGUCCGCGAAGCUGCUCUCAUCCACGGUCGACGCGUCCGACCACGAGUUCAUCAUCGGCACCACUACCAAGGACGUCAAGGCGCUCGCGGAAGUGCUUGCCGACGCGGAGGCCAGCGGUGUGAGCGGCGCUGAGAUCGAUGCGUUAGAGCAGAAGUGGACCGCGAGCGUUAACUUGUGCACGUUUAACCAAGCGAUCAAGGGAUCGAGCCUCAAUGAUCCCGAUGCCGCGUAUCAGGCGUACAUCGAGGCCGUCGCUGGGAAGUCAAACUCUGAAGCACGGGAAAUCGCCAAGGACAUCCUGGGUGAAAGCGUCUACUGGGACUGGGACCUGCCCAAGACGAAGGAAGGAUACUAUCACUACACCGGCGGUGUCGAGGCUGCGAUCAAACGCACGAUGACAUUCGCGCCGUACGCCGACCUGCUGUGGCUCGAGACCAAGACGCCCGAUCUGGAGCAGGCGCGCUACUUCGCGCGCAAAAUCCGCGCCAAGUACCCCGGCAAGUGGUUCGUCUACAAUCUGAGCCCCAGUUUCAAUUGGUCGGCGCAUGGGUUCUCCGAGGCGGACCUGAAGAACUUCGUUUGGGAGCUGGCUAAGGAAGGGUUUGUCCUCCAACUCAUCUCUCUAGCUGGUCUUCACAGCAACGCCGUCACUACUGCUGAGCUCUCCGCGCGAUACAAGACCGACGGCAUGCUCGCGUACGUCCAGCUCAUCCAACGCAAAGAAAAGGAGAUCGGCUGCGAUGUUCUUACGCAUCAAAAAUGGAGCGGGGCGAACUACAUCGACAGGAUCUUGUCUAGCAUCUCCUCCGGGUCGUCUAGCACAUCUGCGAUAGGGAAAGACUCGACAGAGCAUUCGUUCUAA
Pleurotus ostreatus (oyster mushroom) is the source of this 1695-nucleotide messenger RNA. RefSeq lists its product as uncharacterized. Gene Ontology annotation, cellular component: mitochondrial matrix. Gene Ontology annotation, molecular function: isocitrate lyase activity; methylisocitrate lyase activity. The transcript has 12 exons. The record is from RefSeq and is a predicted model, not a curated record. NCBI's taxonomy places the organism in Eukaryota, Fungi, Basidiomycota, Agaricomycetes, Agaricales, Pleurotaceae. The coding region runs from base 1 to 1695 and encodes 564 amino acids.